This is a messenger RNA of Hyaloperonospora brassicae, 681 nucleotides long. The record is from the annotation of a GenBank genome assembly. Lineage: Eukaryota; Oomycota; Peronosporomycetes; Peronosporales; Peronosporaceae.
AUGAAAAGUGACGCAGCUGCAAGGGCGUCUCUCGCGGGCUUUGUGUCCACGUCCGUCCUGACCUCUUCCGAUGGACUCUUUGGUGACAACGUCCAGGAAGAGCGCGUGACGGAGGCCCCAGCACCGCGAGCAGAGGACGCCGGCGGCUACAAACCACUGUACGAACAGUUGCAAGAGCGUCAAGAGAAAAAAGACAGUGACUGGAAGGAGAAGAAUAACCCAUUUGCUCCGCCCAAGGGACUGGAUGACGACGAGUUUGCGUACAUUACGGAACUAGAGAGCAAGAAGAGCGACGUCGAGCGACAGCGGCAGGCACAGCACAACGACGACCUGGCGGACUUUCUUGUGGCGCGGAGUGCACCCAAGUCGAAAGCUGACGCGUCGCUCACAGUCCAGCAAUUGCAAAGGCUCAGUGCAGAGAGUGACUCGAAGGCAGCAAGCAAGAAGCAGCAGCGUGCGGUGGUCGUGGUCAAGGCCAAGCGAAGGAGGGCUGACAAGACACGCAACGGGCAUGUCGUAGCUGCUGAGGUCUCUGGCAAGUCGAAGCACCAACGAUCGAAGAAGGCAAAGGUCGAGGACUUGACCACGUCCGUCGUGACCCGAAAGGAAGAGCCGCGUACAGCAGUGCGUGGACUGGUGUCGUACGGUAGCGACAGCGAUGACGGAACCACAGCAAGUUAG